This is a messenger RNA of Drosophila takahashii, 929 nucleotides long. RefSeq lists its product as uncharacterized. The record is from RefSeq and is a predicted model, not a curated record. Lineage: Eukaryota; Metazoa; Arthropoda; Insecta; Diptera; Drosophilidae.
AUGCUACGAGCCAAGCUCUUUAUCUUGUUGCUGCUGUAUGCCGCUUUUGGGUCAAAUUUGGGAGAAGAUAUCGGCAGAUCCAAUAAAUCCCAGCUUAAAGAUGUAGUGCCUCGAGUUUUUAGUCGAAGGAGAAGAGCGGUCUUGUUUCCGCCGGGUUCCUUUGUUAAAUUCACCUGCUCCUUUGCCACAGGUUUGCUGGCCACCUAUCCAAAAGGUAUAAACUUCGUCUUGGAGGAAGCUGUCUACUUUCCGGUGCCUGGAGCUGUGGAGGAUAUAUACCCCAAGAGGUUUUUACCCAAGACCACGACCAAGAAACCGGAAAAGCUUCCCGAUUCGAUUGUCUACAUACCCGGUACCGAUUGGCGUUAUAAGGCUCAGACUUUGCCCAGGCCCAAAUGGAGGCAACCGCCUCCAAAGACCCAUCGUAUCGAUGAUAAUAACUAUGCCAAUCCGUACAAGUGGCAACAGUGGAAUCAGGAACAAAAAUGGCAGAGUUACAAGUGGAAGGGAUUCGAUGAAAACAGCGCAAAGUGGUCGAAAUGGACUACGCCCUCACCAAAGUGGGAAACUAAAUGGAGUCGGGGAAAUCCCAGUGGAGCUUGGAAUUCCCAUCAUUACCAUGGCCAUCGAGAUCGCCGAUCUUUGUUUGAUCGUUUCACCAAACUCAGUUCGCUGAUUGGCAUUGAUGUAAAGUCUUGUAUUUUACGCACCAUCUGCGACAGCAAGAGAUUACUCCUGCCACCUGGUUAUUCCAUGCUUCAGGAUAUGCUACGUGUGGUUUUCACUAUACCCCGUUUGGAUGGCUUGGAAGAUGAGUAUAGUCGUAUAAUGGACCAAGAGCCCGAUGACUGUGCAGCGGAUCUAAAAACUAAGUGUAAUAUGAAUUUAUUGAUUUGGCUGUUGAGCGGCCGAGUGGAAUAAAUACGAGU